This is a messenger RNA of Chaetomium fimeti, 960 nucleotides long. RefSeq lists its product as uncharacterized. Bases 1 to 960 code for a protein of 319 amino acids. Gene Ontology annotation, cellular component: nucleus. NCBI's taxonomy places the organism in Eukaryota, Fungi, Ascomycota, Sordariomycetes, Sordariales, Chaetomiaceae. The transcript has a single exon. The record is from RefSeq and is a predicted model, not a curated record.
AUGGCCAAGCUCAUCACCAUCGUCGGCGCCACCGGUGCCCAGGGGAAGGGCGUCGUCAGCGCCUUCAUCAACAACCCGGCCUACCAAGUCCGUGCCAUCACCCGCAACCCAUCCAGCCCCUCAGGCCAAGCCCUCGCCGCCCAGGGCGCCGAAGUAGUCGCAGCCGACCUCAACGACCUCGCGAGCCUCAAGACCGCCUUCGCCGGCUCCCACAUCAUCUUCGGCGUGACCAACUUCUUCGAGCCCUUCAUCGCCCACCAAUCCGCCACCAAAGCGAUGGACAUCGAAGUCGCGCAGGGCACCAACCUCGCCCUCGCCGCCGCCGCCACCCCCACCCUAGAGCACUACAUCUGGAGCACCCUCCCCAACGCGCUCGCCCUCUCAUCCAACAAAUACCUCAUCCCCCACUUCGAGGGCAAGAACCGCAUCGACGCCCACAUCCGCGCCCACCUGCCCCAGCUCCUCGCAAAGACCACCUUCCUCUGGGUCACCUGGUACCACGCCAACUACGCCUUCCCCGUCUUCGCUCCCUACUGGAUCCCGACGGCCAACAAGUACCUGCAGCUAGCCAACUAUGCGCCCGAGACGCCGAUCCAGACGAUCGGAGACGUGUCGGCGAACGUGGGGUUAUUUGUCAAGGCCGCGGUGGAACAGGGGGGGGUGACGAGGGAGGGGGCGGUGGUGCUGGCGGCGACGGAGACGUAUCAGGCAGGGGACAUGUUGCAGGUGUGGGCGCGGGCGAAAGGGACGAAGGCGCAGUUUGUGAGGGUGGGUGGGGAGGCGUUUCGGGAGGUGUGGCCGCUGUGGGCGGAGGAGAUGGGGGUGAUGAUGGAGUUUUGGGAUGAGUUUCGGGAGAGGAGCUGGACGAGGAAUGAUGGGGGGAAGGUGCUGGGGAAGGAGGAUUUGGGUGUGACGGGGUUUAAGAGUUUGGAGGAGGCUUAUAAGGGGCUGGAGCUGUAG